AUGACUUUGCCUACUGAAACUGCUGCGGGCAUGGCCGUCAAUGCGCCGCAAGAAGAAGGGAGCAUGAUAAAGGAGGGGACCAGGUGGUCUCCAGCAGACAUCACGUUACUCCAGCAGCUACGCGCGAAGGAUCCUGAUUGCUUGCAGAGUGACUUCGCCAAGAAACACGCCAGCCGCUUCUCGCGAAAGCACACAUCGAUCGCAGCAAAGCUAUCGUUCAUCAAAACCAGACAGAUUCCGCGGGAAAGAAUGCCCGAAGGGCUUUCAACAGCUUCCUCUUCGCCUUUGGGGAAGCGGCUACACCAGUCCGAUACCGAGGACCAGGAUGCCGGAGCCGAGCGCCGCAGCCGCCAAUGUAUCGAAGGGAAACAUCAUGAAUCUGAAAAUUACAAUGCUUCGGAAAGAACACCAGGUGACGCGGCGAACCCCAUCGUCUUAGACGACACGCCGGCAGACGAGGCCAUGUUCGAAAGUCCGGCGGCUGAGAACAGUCAGGCCGCACAUAAGAAUGAAGAGCAGCUAAAAGGUUCCAAUGACCAACAGAAACUGAAGGUAGUCACGCUUAGAUACCGCGGCAGUUCUGCAACGUCCAGUUCGGCAUCGAAUGGCCCUGAAGCUUCGGAAUGUUCAACGGGACCCUCUUUGAUGCGACAAGAAACGGAGCGACCGAAUGCGGACCGGGAAGUCAUAGAGGGCUCCUUCUUUGGCCAAUAUAAGUCACCGCCAUCGGUUAUCGAGAAGCUUGACCCGAUGUACGCAAAUCGACUAGCGUUUUCGCCUGGGGAGUCAGUGGCGAGGUCGUUGCCACAAAAGGAAGAAGGACCAGGCAGUAGCUGGGAACCCCUGGAUCUAAUUGACUGGGCGAAACACAAGCUGUCACCAAGUCUAGCUCGAACACUAGCUGUCAAGGCCUCCAGGUUGGGUUCUAGCCAGGUCAGAACGGCCUCUCAGUCGAAACCCCCCAACAAGCCGGAAUUACCUGAACUGCUUCAACCCUUGCGGGAGAUUUCAACUGUUGGUAGCCCUGGUCACAACGGGGAUCUAAGCGAGCUGAAAGCGGCGUUUGACCAAAAGCUCAAAGAGUUAAAAGCCGCCUACGAAAAGAAAUUGGAGGAUCUGGAGAGCCGCUUGAACGGGAAGCUCAAGGUUCUCGAGGCGGAUGGGUUCAAGUUCGUUGACAAUACGAUGCACACACUGAACCAGAAGGUCGAUGCAAUGGCGCUGGAAAAAAGUGCAAUUUCCAAGUUUGAGAAGAAGCUUGAUAGGCUUGCUAGGUUUGUCGAAGACCUGCCAUACAAUAAUGACUAG
This is a messenger RNA of Aspergillus mulundensis, 1308 nucleotides long. RefSeq lists its product as uncharacterized. The record is from RefSeq and is a predicted model, not a curated record. Bases 1 to 1308 code for a protein of 435 amino acids. Lineage: Eukaryota; Fungi; Ascomycota; Eurotiomycetes; Eurotiales; Aspergillaceae. The transcript has 4 exons.